This is a messenger RNA of Nymphalis io (European peacock), 612 nucleotides long. RefSeq names its product keratin-associated protein 10-6-like. The transcript is spliced from 18 exons. Bases 23 to 547 code for a protein of 174 amino acids. The record is from RefSeq and is a predicted model, not a curated record. Lineage: Eukaryota; Metazoa; Arthropoda; Insecta; Lepidoptera; Nymphalidae.
UAUACGAAACUGUUAUUCUACAAUGAUAUCUUGUAAGGUCAUAGUCACAUUAUUGAUUACGAUAUUAGCUACUGAAAAUAUUGUAGUACAAGGAUUACAGAGAAUGGCUAGGACAUGUUCUGCAAAGUGCAAAGGAAAUGAUUGUCACUCAAAAUGCCUGGGUAGCAUGUCCACUUCAAUGGCAGUAGGUUUUAACUCAACGGCUAUGACAACUGGAGAUCUCUCCUCAGUCGAAUGCUAUGGGCCAUUUUGUGAAGCAAAGUGCGAAGGUGUUUUAAAUAUUUGUACGUCGAAGUGUUUUGGGCGAGUUUGCCAUUCAAAGUGCCAAGCCGGAUCUUGUUUGACCUUGAGUAAUGGACCUUCAGCAAGAGCGAGCUGCACAGGACAUCAAUGCAGAUCUAAUUGCACAGGAAUCAACUGCUUAUCAGAGUGUCAUGGAACGAGCUGCAUUUCAGAGUGUCAUUCAAAGAAGUGUGAAGCACGCUGCAUCGGAUCGUUGUGUAAAUCAUUGUGCUCUGGAUACAAUUGUCAUAAGACGAUGAACUAAUAACUGUAAAAUUUUCUUUCAUUUAUUACGAAUGUUAAUAUUAAAAAAUAAAGUAUGUUUAUAUA